AUGGGAAAUUCGAUCUCUCCCAGCUGUCUGCGAUGGAGAAUUAUUACUUGUAGCCGCCGCUCCUCCUCCUCCGUGAAACUCGUCUUCUACGAAGGCACCACCAGAAUUCUCACCGGAAAACACGUCGCCGGCGAGAUCAUGUUCCAGUUUCCCGAUCGGAUCGUCUGCCACGCCGAUUCCUUCUUCAUCGGCCAUCCGCUCCCCGCCUUGGCCAUGGACGACCAUCUCCUCGCUGGCCACACCUACUUCGUUCUCCCCAUCGAUCGCUUCCCCUCCGAUGUUCCCUCCACGUCAUCACUCGCCGCCCUGGGUGGAGGCGCCGCCAAAUUCUCCGGCGAGUGUCCGUUUGAGUAUCUCCGGGGCGCGAAUGGGAGACUUCUGAUUAAGGUCGUCCCGGAGUUCAUUAUGAGCCUCGUUUCUCCCGCGGCAGCUGCCGGAAGCCCUGGCGACGGCGACGGCGACGGCGGCGGCGGAGGUAGUUUUUUGUGUAGUACGCCGGAGUUGCAGAAGCAUUACGACCAGCUUGUUGGAUCGAAAGGGCAAAUGUGGUCGCCGAAACUGGAGACGAUUUCGGAGUAUAAAAUUAGGUAUUCGCCCUGUAAAUUUGUAGGCUUUAAACUCAAGCAAAAAGAAGGCUAAUUAAUUUUCCUUUUUUUUUAGAUAAAAAAAUUAAAAUUCUUCUUCUUCUUCUUCAUUAGAAAUUUAGAAUGAUAUCUGUUUUUUACUAUCAGCUUCUGGAAUUGUACAAAACAGAUAGGAGAAGUUAUAUUAUUGGUUAAAAUAGUGUUCUG
Molecule: messenger RNA, 791 nt
Organism: Momordica charantia (bitter melon)
Lineage: Eukaryota; Viridiplantae; Streptophyta; Magnoliopsida; Cucurbitales; Cucurbitaceae
Source: RefSeq, a predicted model, not a curated record